This is a messenger RNA of Trifolium pratense (red clover), 2235 nucleotides long. RefSeq names its product chaperone protein DnaJ. Gene Ontology annotation, biological process: response to heat; protein refolding. NCBI's taxonomy places the organism in Eukaryota, Viridiplantae, Streptophyta, Magnoliopsida, Fabales, Fabaceae. Gene Ontology annotation, molecular function: ATP binding; heat shock protein binding. Bases 330 to 1811 code for a protein of 493 amino acids. Gene Ontology annotation, cellular component: cytoplasm. The record is from RefSeq and is a predicted model, not a curated record. The transcript is spliced from 12 exons.
ACAUCUGGUAUGUAGAAAUUAGAGAAGUUAUUAAGAAAAAAAAAAGAUUAGGGAAGAAUAAACAAGAAGAAAACUUGGAGAAGGCGAGGCUAGCAAUAGGCCACAACUUAUCUGGUGGGUUGUGGGUCCCACGAAGUCUCUUCCUCUCUCUCUCUCUAGUACUCCACCAGUCCACCACCACCACCAGCAAACAACACCUUCACCAUGCUUUUUUUCUUCCCACAAUAUAAGCGUGCGCGUUAAAAUCAUGAACAAAUCAUAAUCAUUUUUCUACUUAACUUUUCCAAUAAUCUCAUUCUUCAUAAUCCAGUUUCAAAUUUUCAAUUUCAAUGGCAGUUAUAUCUCUAUCUCUUCUUCCACCACCACCUUCAACUCAUUCUUGUUUCUGUUCCGGAAUCAAUCUCCGUUCACAAAACAAUUUCCUUUCCAUUCAUUCUCCUUCUCCUUUUCCUUCUACUUUCUCUAACUCUAAUUCUAAAUUCUCUUCUAGAAGAAAACGCUUUCACACUGUUUUCGCUGCUUCUUCUGAUUACUAUUCUACUCUCGGAGUUCCCAAAUCCGCCACCGUUAAAGAAAUCAAAGCCGCUUAUCGAAGGUUAGCUCGUCAGUAUCAUCCUGAUGUGAAUAAGGAACCUGGAGCAACUGAUAAGUUUAAAGAGAUUAGUAAUGCCUAUGAGGUGCUAUCAGAUGACAAAAAGAGGUCUUUGUAUGAUCAAUACGGCGAGGCAGGAGUUAAGAGUUCAGUGGGAGGAGGAUCAAGUGCCUAUGCGACCAAUCCAUUUGAUUUAUUUGAGACCUUUUUUGGCCCAAGUAUGGGCGGCUUUGGUGGCAUGGAUCCAACUGGAUUUGGCACACGGCGUCGUAGUACUGUUACUAAGGGUGAAGACAUCCGAUAUGAUUUCUCCUUGGAGUUUACUGAUGCAAUUUUCGGAACAGAGAAAGAAUUCGAUCUUUUCCAUUUAGAGACAUGUGAAGUCUGUACUGGUACUGGUGCAAAGUUAGGCUCCAGGAUGAGAGUAUGUUCAACUUGUGGUGGCAGGGGUCAAGUGAUGAGGACCGAACAAACACCUUUUGGGUUGUUUUCACAGGUUUCAGUAUGUCCAAAUUGUGGGGGUGAUGGUGAAGUCAUAUCUGAAAAUUGUCGUAAAUGCAGCGGUGAAGGACGUAUACGCGUUAAGAAGACUAUGAAAGUUAAAGUUCCUCCUGGGGUUAGCUCAGGCAGUAUUUUAAGAGUCACUGGAGAAGGUGAUGCUGGACGAAGAGGGGGUCCUUCAGGAGAUCUUUAUGUAUAUCUUGACGUGCUUGAGAUACCAGGAAUUCAAAGAGACGACAUUAAUCUCCGCUCAACAAUUUCAAUCAGUUAUCUAGAGGCUAUACUGGGUUCUGUAGUGCAGGUAAAGACGGUUGAAGGCACUUCUGAACUACAAAUCCCCGCUGGUACUCAACCUGGAGAUGUCCUCGUCCUUGCAAGGAAGGGUGUACCAAAACUAAACAGACCAUCAAUACGUGGUGACCACUUAUUUACUGUUAAAGUUACAAUACCAAAACGUAUUAGUCCAAAGGAGCGUGAGGUGCUUGAAGAACUUGCUUCUCUAGGUGACCCAAGCAGUCAUUCAAGAUCCCGUCCUAGGACCCAAUCUUCCGCAGGAAGUAAAGAAAGUCCUGCAGCUCAAAUGUCCGAAAGUCCAACAGCAACAGUCACAGAAACACCAGAGAAAUCAGAAGACCAAGAUGACUUGUGGAAUAAACUAAAGAAUGUGGCUGGGUCUGUGGCAAAUGGAGCUCUAAAGUGGUUUAAAGAUAAUCUUUAGUUCAGUGAAAUUAUUAGGUGAUCAAGAGUCUCCAGAAUAUUAGUUUAUUUGAUUAGGGCUAGAGUUGUAAUGAUUCAUACAGCUGCCGGCCAAAAGAGGAGGGACUAUGUAGACAUUUUCUCAAAUGCUAUAACUGAAAAUUGUUAGAGCAACGCAGCAAAGUGGGACAAAUUAUGCAUAUUCUUUAAUUUGUUGUACUUGUAAAUUUUGGCACGAGGCAGUUUAUACAGAAUAACUUGCUGGAGAAUCUUUUGUACCCCUUGAGCAGGUUGCACUUGAGAAAGCUAGUGUAUAUCUCAAAGGAAGUCUAAGCUCCAUUUCAGUGAAUCACCUAAACAUUAGAAGUUAUUACUUAAAUCCUUAUGCAUAAGUGAAUUUUAAUUUCAUAGAUCCUUCAAAACGUUAAAGCUACAAAUUCAGCUCA